CUCGUGUGGAUAGAAAAUGAACGGGCAGAACAAACUGGAUAUGGAGUAUCGUGUCAUCUUCUCAUUCGAAGUUUCGAAGGAUCGCUUCAGAUAUGGCAAAAGCGCAAACAUCUCGUCUCCAAUUUUAACAGUUGAUGAUGGAAUGAGAUAAAGAAAGAAUAUUUUUGGGACAUCAAUGGCCUGUGGUCUUUCUUUUUGAUAUUUAUUUCCUGAGUUGUUCAAAUUAUACAGAAUAUAUAGAUUGUGCUAUUUUGGAGGGUUACUAUAUGUUGUGAUGCAAAAGCAGAAUAUUCUAUAUUCCAAUGCCUCUUUCGGUUUGGGAAGCAACCCAGAUAGAAAAUGUGGUUCUAGAAUUCCUCAUGUAGUUCCAAGAAUGCGAUGUAACACCAAAUCGUGUCUUGUUUGGACCAAAAUUAUACCGAUCUCUAAAACAGUAGGCUUGGAUUUUCUAAAGAAAAGUGACACUUUUCAACCUGGAAGAAUCAAAGGUGUGGCUGAUGGCAAUCCAGGUGAAUUAUCUGAUGAAGAUGAAGAUCUUUGUCCUGCGGAUUGUGUUAGAGAAUUUAAAACAGAUGAAGAAUUCUUAAAAAUUAUUGAAAAAGCCAAAGAAACUGGUUCUUUAGUUGUGGUAGAUUUUUAUCGUACUUCUUGUGGAAGCUGCAAGUAUAUAGAGCAGGGGUUUGCAAAAUUAUGCAGGGGAGCUGGUGAUGAAGAGGCUGCAGUCAUUUUCUUAAAGCAUAAUGUAAUCGACGAGUACGAUGAGCAAUCCGAGGUUGCUGAGAGGCUUAGAAUCAAGACAGUGCCCCUCUUCCACUUCUACAAAAAUGGAGUCUUAUUGGAAGCAUUUCCUACCAGAGACAAAGAAAGGAUUACUGCAGCAAUUCUUAAAUACACAUCCACAUGAACUAAUGCAAAAUAAUGCAAAACAGAGAUGUAUGUAACUAUGGUUAAAUGCUAUGAAAUAUUCAUCUGUAACAAAAGAUAUUUAGUCUUUGAAUGAAGAGUAAAAUUCUCCAUCUUCAUUUUCAA
This is a messenger RNA of Jatropha curcas, 1029 nucleotides long. Its product is annotated as Thioredoxin superfamily protein. The record is from RefSeq and is a predicted model, not a curated record. NCBI's taxonomy places the organism in Eukaryota, Viridiplantae, Streptophyta, Magnoliopsida, Malpighiales, Euphorbiaceae. Gene Ontology annotation, cellular component: chloroplast.